AUGAUUCUGUUGCUAUUGUUCACUGGACUUUGUUUGUACCUCUUCCAUGAGAUGUACUGGAAACGAAGACACCUACCUCCUGGACCAAUCCCAUUACCUUUGAUUGGAAAUAUGUUGUCAAUGCUUAGAGAGAAACCUGGAUAUGAGUGUUUCAGAAGAUGGACAAAACAAUAUGGAGAUGUUUACACAUUUUGGAUGGGUACUACUCCGUAUGUUAUGAUCGGUUCAUACGAUCGCAUAAAAGAUACGUUUAUCCGAGAUGGUGACACAUACAAGGACAAGUUUCCCCAACCGUUCACAGAGAAGUUUCGUGGUGGAACAUAUGGUAUCGUGGAAACUAACGGGCACCUUUGGAGCACUCAUCGUAGAUUCACCCUUAGCAGUUUCCGUGAUAUGGGACUUGGGAAAGAUCUGAUGCAGGAGAAAAUCUUGAUUGAAGUUCAAGAAUCGUUCAGAAAGUUUGAUGAGCAUCUUGGAGUGGAACAAGAUAUUCCAAUCGUGUUGAAUAAUGCAGUUGCAAAUGUUAUCAAUCAAAUUGUGUUCGGAUAUCGGUUCGCAGAUGAGCAUGAAGAAGAAUUCAAUAAAUUAAGAGAUCUGAUGGAAUAUCAGGAGAAGGCAUUCACUACUUUCAAAGUUCAUGUACAAGUUUUUGCACCGAAGAUUGGUCAAUGGCUUCCAGGAAAAUCACUUGAUGAGUUAUUGGGCGAUUGGAAACAAAACUUCCACACUUUCUUCAACACCCAGAUUGAAAACCAUCGGCAGAAAAUUGACUUCGACAGUGAGGAGAACUUGGAUUAUGCUGAAGCUUAUCUCAAAGAACAAAGAAAGAGAGAAGCUGAAGGAGACUUCGAGUUAUUCUCCAACAAGCAGCUAAUGAACACGUGUUUGGAUCUUUGGUUCGCCGGGUUAUCUACAACUAAUACCACAACAAAUUGGAUCGUUUGUUAUAUCAUGAACACACCCGGAGUUCAAGAGAAAAUGCAUGAAGAAUUAGACAGAGUGAUCGGAGGAGAUAGAUUGGUAACGACAGCUGAUAAGAAUGACCUACCCUACAUGAAUGCAGUUAUCAAUGAAUCUCAACGAUGUGCGAAUAUCGUGCCAAUCAACCUGUUCCAUGCUACAACCAAGGAUACUGUAAUCGCAGGAUACCCAAUUAAACAGGGUACUGGAGUGAUCGCUCAGAUUAGUACCGUGAUGUUGGAUGAGAAAACGUUCCCAGAACCAUAUACUUUCAAUCCGGGCAGGUUUAUUGAUGAGAAUGGAAAACUCAAAAAAGUAGAAGAACUCGUUCCAUUUUCGAUUGGAAAGAGACAGUGUCUCGGUGAAGGACUCGCUCGAAUGGAGUUGUUCCUCUUUAUCUCUAACUUUUUUAAUAGAUAUCAGGUGUCUCCAUCAUCAGAAGGGCCGCCAUCAAUCGACAAAAGUGAAAGAGUUGGUGUGUUUCCGAGGAAGUUCAACGCGAUUCUCACCAAGAGGCAUUGA
Molecule: messenger RNA, 1482 nt
Organism: Caenorhabditis remanei
Lineage: Eukaryota; Metazoa; Nematoda; Chromadorea; Rhabditida; Rhabditidae
Exons: 4
Coding region: 1-1482 (493 amino acids)
Biological process (GO): xenobiotic metabolic process
Cellular component (GO): intracellular membrane-bounded organelle; cytoplasm
Molecular function (GO): iron ion binding; heme binding; oxidoreductase activity, acting on paired donors, with incorporation or reduction of molecular oxygen, reduced flavin or flavoprotein as one donor, and incorporation of one atom of oxygen
Source: RefSeq, a predicted model, not a curated record